Penicillium angulare is the source of this 264-nucleotide messenger RNA. Its product is annotated as DUF5310 domain-containing protein. NCBI's taxonomy places the organism in Eukaryota, Fungi, Ascomycota, Eurotiomycetes, Eurotiales, Aspergillaceae. Gene Ontology annotation, biological process: outer mitochondrial membrane organization. The coding region runs from base 1 to 264 and encodes 87 amino acids. The transcript is spliced from 3 exons. The record is from RefSeq and is a predicted model, not a curated record.
AUGGCAAAUGGCGGGCUCUGGACUCUCUCCCGUCCGCUUUAUGCUUUGCACCUCUGGGGUUACUUCCAUUACCACCACAGCUUCCUCCUCCUUGAAAAGGCUAACCUCCCUAACUUACGGCGUCUCUUCGUCGAGGCCCGAACAGAGGUCGAGGAGAACGAGUACUCCCGGACAGCAUUCUACAACCUAGUCCUUUUUAUCUCAUCUGUCGCAGUCUUCAGCUUGGCCGCUCAACGCAUGAGUGGAUCCAAAGCCGGCCGGUGA